Messenger RNA from Lasiosphaeria miniovina, 870 nucleotides. RefSeq lists its product as uncharacterized. Gene Ontology annotation, biological process: mycotoxin biosynthetic process. NCBI's taxonomy places the organism in Eukaryota, Fungi, Ascomycota, Sordariomycetes, Sordariales, Lasiosphaeriaceae. The record is from RefSeq and is a predicted model, not a curated record. Bases 88 to 870 code for a protein of 260 amino acids. The transcript has 4 exons.
GUGAAUCGUUUACCGCCGGCCGGCCUCGACAUGCGUUAACCACAUGCUGCUCGACAACUACCCUUUCAAGUCCUGAGCAGUGUCAACAUGUCGCCAACCGACCUUACCAGCUUCGACGCAGACACCGAGCAGUGCCCACAGCUCCUCGACUCGCCCUUGCGAGCACGCCACAACCAGAAACGAUCCGUGACUCGCGAGCAAGCGUACAGCUUCGCGCUCCAUGUCUUGAUCACCUUGCUAGUGGUGCUGCUGUGGGGGGCAAGGAGGAGCACGCGCGAGGAUCCUGGCCUGCUGCCAUGCACCCGCGGGCAGACAUGGUCGCCCCUCCAAGACUCGAUCGAGUACGAGACGAGCGGCAAGACGUCGCUCGACUACCACAAGUUCAGCCGCUACUCGGGCCCGCCGUCGCAAGAACAAGACGACGCGUGGGACGAGCUGCUCAGGCCGGUCAUGAUCCGCGCCAGCCGCGCCGAGAUGCAGCGCGCGGGCGAGAAGUUCGAAUCCAUGGCCGCGCUGGCCGACGGCGGCGGCGGCUACCUGGCCACGAUCGCCGUGUACCAUGAGCUGCACUGCCUGCGGCGGCUGCGCAAUUUCGUCUUCCAGAGCCGCUACUACCCCAACCUCACGGCCGCCGAGGACGCGUACCUGCACUCGCACCUCGAUCACUGCAUCGAGUCGCUGCGGCUGACCGUCAUGUGCCACGCCAACCUGGCCCUCUACUCGUUCGCCUGGAUCGACCCGACGCGCGACCGCCCCGUCGCCACGACCAGCGCCCAGGCCGUGUGCGCCCGGUGGAGCUCCGUCGACGGCUGGGCCCGCGCCCGCAUGGUCUCGCCUAAUCCUGCGGUCCGUCCCCGGUUUGAGGGUUAG